Aspergillus vadensis CBS 113365 is the source of this 902-nucleotide messenger RNA. Its product is annotated as LysM peptidoglycan-binding domain-containing protein. NCBI's taxonomy places the organism in Eukaryota, Fungi, Ascomycota, Eurotiomycetes, Eurotiales, Aspergillaceae. The coding region runs from base 1 to 864 and encodes 287 amino acids. The transcript is spliced from 3 exons. The record is from RefSeq and is a predicted model, not a curated record.
AUGGCGACUGUAAGGGUACGCGGUUGGGAUAAGAUCUUCGCCGUUGCGGGGCCGUCCCCGCGGGAAGCCAUUAUCUCCGAGGCUGCAAUAUACUUUAAGCUUACGCGUAUGAGAAAGAUCGCCGGAGCUUCCUCCAUCGAAUAUCUGAGCGCCCUCGCCCAUAAAUCCUAUCAACUACACUCCGCUCAUCAUACAGCAAAAGAAACACUGCCUUUUCUGGCGUCGGCAGCCACGGCAGCGCCGACCUGCAACCGCUCCCACUUAAACAGCACCGUCGGUCUCUACACCGUCCAAGAAGGCGACACCAUGGCCAGUGUCUCCAAUUCCGUAAACCGUGGAAUCUGCGAUAUCGCACGACUCAACCGCAUGGCCGAUGCCAUGAUCCCCUUCCUGACAGGAGAACAGCUGCUCAUUCCCCCGGAGACCUGCACACCCGACAACUCCACAUGUCUGCUCUUUCCUAGCCACAACGACAACUACGCCGACUGCGUUUCCGGUGGUCCUCACACAUACUACACCGUGAAGGGUGACACUAUCCGCACCAUCGCCCUGAGGCUGAACAUCACUGUCGACGCCCUCUCCGCAACCGCUCAGGGUGGAGUCAGUGAUCCUGACGCACUGGUGCAGGUGAACAAUGAGCUGAAGGUCCCUCAGUGCAGUCCUAGUGUGUGUGAGGUUGAGCCGUAUCAACUUAUUUAUGGCACCUACAAGGAUCUAGCCGACAAGUAUGGCUCUACUGUGGGCCAGAUCAUGGCGUUCAACCCGACUUAUAAUCACUCGGAUGUAGCUAGGGGUGAGGGUGCCGUUAUUACUUUGCCCAAGAACUGCAGGAACUUGGGUGAUAAUGUUACUGUUAUUUCUUAAGGAACAGAUUUGGUCGGUGGUCCUGUAGGGAGGAUGGG